This is a messenger RNA of Sceloporus undulatus (fence lizard), 3043 nucleotides long. It is a transcript of the gene CWC22, whose product is annotated as CWC22 spliceosome associated protein homolog. NCBI's taxonomy places the organism in Eukaryota, Metazoa, Chordata, Lepidosauria, Squamata, Phrynosomatidae. Gene Ontology annotation, cellular component: catalytic step 2 spliceosome. Gene Ontology annotation, molecular function: RNA binding; protein binding. The record is from RefSeq and is a predicted model, not a curated record. Gene Ontology annotation, biological process: mRNA splicing, via spliceosome. The transcript is spliced from 19 exons. The coding region runs from base 1 to 2778 and encodes 925 amino acids.
AUGGAGAGAAUGUGGAGUGAUGGUGAAGGAGAAGUAUUAAAUGCUGCCGUUUACUUACUUAUUCACAUUAUCCUGGGAGCCAUAAACAGUUUGAGAUCAGAAUACGAAGAGCAACCAGAUAGGCAGUCUAGUUCAAGUUAUGAAAGGAGAGAAGCUAACAAUCUUCGACAGAGAAGUUCAUCUCCAGAAGACAGGUAUGCAGAACAUGGGAGAUCCCGAUCACCUCAAGGCAGAGGUCAUUCAGAGCACAGCAGAUCUGACCGAGAGCAUUCAGCAAAGGGGCGUUACGGUGACAAAUAUAUGGAAUCCAGGGGGAGAGAAAGACAGGAAAGGGAGAGGGAAUCUGAUAGGAGAAAACACCGGAAGUCUCCUUCACCUGACAGAAAAAAUGCAGCAGAAAGAUCAGCACUGCAGAGCUCUCUUUCCCAUGAUGAACCCGCUCCAAAGAAGAAGAAAGAAGAAGUGGAUCCAAUUCUCACCCGUACCGGGGGUGCAUACAUCCCUCCAGCAAAGCUUCGGAUGAUGCAGGCACAAAUCACUGAUAAAAAUAGUUUGGCAUAUCAAAGGAUGAGUUGGGAAGCACUGAAGAAAUCCAUCAAUGGUCUCAUCAAUAAAGUGAAUGUUUCAAAUAUUGAGAAUAUUAUCCAUGAACUCCUUCAAGAAAAUAUUGUGAGAGGAAGGGGAUUACUGUCGAGAUCAAUUCUGCAAGCCCAGAGUGCCUCACCAAUCUUCACUCAUGUUUAUGCAGCAGUUGUAGCAAUCAUCAAUUCAAAGUUUCCAAAUAUUGGAGAACUGAUUCUCAAGAGGCUCAUUUUGAAUUUUCGCAAAGGGUACAGAAGGAAUGAUAAGCAACUUUGCCUGACAGCUUCGAAGUUUGUUGCACAUCUCAUGAAUCAAAAUGUGGCUCAUGAAGUUUUAUGUUUGGAAAUGUUGACAUUGCUUCUGGAAAGACCUACAGAUGACAGUAUUGAAGUGGCUAUUGGGUUUCUAAAAGAAUGUGGCCUCAAGUUGACUGAAGUGUCUCCUAGAGGUGUUAAUGCCAUUUUUGACCGCCUCCGUCAUGUUCUGCAUGAAUCAGAAACUGACAAGCGAGUUCAGUACAUGAUAGAAGUCAUGUUUGCUGUUCGUAAAGAUGGGUUCAAAGAUCAUCCAAUAAUUCCAGAUGGACUAGAUCUUGUUGAGGAGGAGGAUCAGUUCACCCAUAUGCUGCCUUUGGAAGAUGACUACAAUCCAGAUGAUGUUCUCAAUGUGUUCAAGAUGGAUCCUGAUUUUAUGGAGAAUGAAGAGAAGUACAAAGCUCUUAAAAAAGAAAUUCUUGAUGAAGGUGACAGCAACUCAGAAUCUGCUGAAGAUGCUGGAAGCAGUGAAGAAGAGGAAGAUGAGGAGGAAGAGGAGGAUAAGGAAGAAGACGAAGAUGGACAAAAAGUGACCAUCCAUGAUAAAACAGAAGUUAACUUGGUCUCCUUUCGGCGAACAAUUUACCUUGCAAUUCAAUCGAGUUUAGACUUUGAAGAAUGUGCUCACAAAUUGCUGAAGAUGGAUUUUCCUGAAAGCCAAACGAAAGAGCUGUGCAACAUGAUACUUGACUGUUGUGCUCAACAGAGAACAUAUGAAAAAUUCUUUGGUUUACUAGCUGGGCGUUUCUGUAUGUUGAAAAAAGAAUACAUGGAAUCAUUCGAAGCCAUUUUCAAAGAACAGUAUGAUACUAUACAUCGGCUGGAAACAAACAAGUUGAGGAAUGUUGCCAAAAUGUUUGCACAUCUUUUGUACACAGAUUCUCUUCCAUGGAGUGUCCUCGAAUGCAUAACACUGAGUGAAGAAACAACAACAUCAUCCAGUAGGAUUUUUGUUAAAAUAUUUUUCCAGGAGCUUAGUGAAUACAUGGGCCUUCCCAAUCUUAAUGCAAGGUUGAAGGAUGAAACUCUGCAGCCAUUCUUUGAAGGAUUGCUUCCUCGGGAUAAUCCAAGAAAUACUAGAUUUGCCAUCAAUUUCUUCACUUCAAUUGGUCUUGGUGGACUGACGGAUGAGCUACGUGAACAUCUGAAAAAUGCACCAAAGAUCAUCAUGACCCAGAAGCAAGAUGUAGAGUCAUCUGAUUCAUCUUCAUCCUCAGAAUCUGAUUCCUCUGGUUCAGACGAUGAUGCUAGCAGUAGCAGCAGCAGCGGUACCUCAGGGUCCUCCAGUGGGGAUGAAUCUUCUUCUGACAGUGAUCACAGCAGUGACUCUGAUAUGAAAAGGAAGAAGUCACAAAAGAAGAAAACAUCAGACAAAGAUACCAAGAGAAAAGAAGGAAGUAGAAAGAAACAUCUUACAAAGAAAAAAGAAAGGGGACAAUCAGAAAGGGAAAAUGGUACUGAAAGAAACCCAGGAAGAAAUGCUGACAGAAAUCCAAGAGACUCGAGUAGGAGAGAAGAGGCAUCAGAGAAAUUCUCUUAUGGCAGAGAAUAUUCCAGUGACAGGAACAGCUACUGGAGUGUAAAGGACAGGGAUCAGGAAAGAAAUGUGCCUUUUGAAAACAAAGCUAGCCAUUCUAAAAAGAAACAAGCAGAAAGAAAAAAUUCUUUUUCUGAUGAUGAAGGGAGGGACAGGCACUAUUCUAAAGAGGGGGAGCUCCACAGACAGAGAAAGAACAGAUCCAAGUCACGAGAGAGACACCGUAACUAUCCCAGCCCCAGGGAGGAGGAGGAACGUGGCCGAUACCAGGACCAAUUUAAAGAGUCAAGGAGAGAAGAAAACAGGAGAAAACAAAGGGAGGACUCCCCACGUAGGCGCAGAUGACUCUAAUACAGAGAUUUUGGCAUGUUACCUUUUGGUGAGAACUGUAUUUUUACAACAUACUAAACAUUUUUGAAAAGGACCUUUUGUACAGAUUCAUUGUAAACUGUUCAACCUUUUUAAUAUAUUCAGAAGUCCAUCUGUGUAUGAUCAUUGUAUUGGUGAAAGCUUUCUGCUAAGCUGCUGUUUAGUGGUGUUUGAAUCCAGGGGAAAUCAAAUCCAGUUUCUUUGGUCAAUAAAAAACAGUUAAAUUUUUUUUUCAUUGAAA